Molecule: messenger RNA, 441 nt
Organism: Priapulus caudatus
Lineage: Eukaryota; Metazoa; Priapulida; Priapulimorpha; Priapulimorphida; Priapulidae
Product: cyclin N-terminal domain-containing protein 1-like
Exons: 4
Coding region: 1-441 (146 amino acids)
Biological process (GO): reciprocal meiotic recombination
Cellular component (GO): site of double-strand break
Source: RefSeq, a predicted model, not a curated record
AUGACGGCUGAUGUGAGGUUUAUGUAUGAACAUGUUAAGCAGCUGUACAGCAAUGUUAAGGUAAGAGAUAGCAGUUGCAAACGUAAAGACUGGGAAGAAAUUCUUGAUAAAUUGAGACAUCAAGUUCCCCUACGUGCGCUCUCAUGCUUGCAGCUUGCGAGCAAGAUGUCUUCACACUAUAACAUCCUAACGCCACGUAAAAUAAGGACACUCCUCAAGGAUGUCGGGCAUGACUACAGUUUAGCAGGAAUCCUGAACUCUGAGCUGAGAGUUUUGAAGACACUGGACUAUCGCAUUUGCUGCAACACACCCCUGCUGCAUGUCGACACCCUGCUAGCCAUGUUAGACAGAUUCGUUGCAUCACUAAAGCUUGAUGAGUUGCGACGUGUUUCCAUCAAGCUGCUAGAUGCUGCCUACACAUGGCAAUGUCAGUCGCGAUAA